Messenger RNA from Polyodon spathula (Mississippi paddlefish), 1626 nucleotides. RefSeq names its product membrane-associated phosphatidylinositol transfer protein 2-like. Bases 229 to 1626 code for a protein of 465 amino acids. Gene Ontology annotation, molecular function: phosphatidylinositol transfer activity; phosphatidylinositol binding; phosphatidylcholine binding. The record is from RefSeq and is a predicted model, not a curated record. Gene Ontology annotation, cellular component: cytoplasm. Gene Ontology annotation, biological process: phospholipid transport. The transcript is spliced from 10 exons. Lineage: Eukaryota; Metazoa; Chordata; Actinopteri; Acipenseriformes; Polyodontidae.
UUAAUACGUGUGUGCUGUGUAUGCUGUUGUCUUUUCACAUGCAUGCCGUAAGACAGGAAAGCAGGCAUUAGUUCCAGAUGGAAUGCAUGAAAACGUGGAUCAAACUGCUUUCUUGAGGUUUUCGAGAGGUUUUCUCAAUGAGUUCUUUGCCAGCUCUUUAAGACAGCAUCGCUAGCACCAAUUGGAUUAUUCGUUUUUUAACUGCAAAGAAAAUCUUUCCCUGCCAAAAUGCUGAUAAAGGAAUAUCGCAUCCCUCUGCCCAUGAGCGUGGAGGAGUAUCGGAUCGCGCAGCUCUACAUGAUACAGAAAAAGAGCCGCGACGAGACGUGCGGGGAGGGGAGCGGUGUGGAGAUCCUGGAGAACAGGCCCUACACAGACGGCCCGGGAGGCUCAGGGCAGUACACUCACAAAGUGUACCACAUCGGGAUGCAUAUACCCAGCUGGUUCCGGUCCAUCUUGCCCAAAGCUGCAUUGAGAGUAGAAGAGGAGUCCUGGAAUGCCUAUCCCUAUACUAGAACACGAUACACCUGCCCUUUCGUGGAGAAGUUCUCAAUUGACAUUGAAACCUAUUACAAGCCUGACACAGGAGACGAGAUCGAUGUGUUUAACAUGUCACCGUCAGACAGGAGACAGAGGACUCUAGAUCCCAUCGAUAUCGUUAAGGAUCUGAUCCCUCCUCACGAGUACAUGGCAGAGGAGGACCCCAAACUCUACAAAUCAAUGAAGACCAAGAGGGGGCCCCUGACGGAGGACUGGAUUGAGGAGAUCAAGAACAACCCGGGCAAGAUGCCCAUCAUGUGCGCCUACAAGCUGUGCAAAGUGGAGUUCCGAUACUGGGGAAUGCAGUCCAAGAUCGAGAGGUUUAUCCACGACGUAGCCCUGAGGAAGGUGAUGGUGCGGGCACACAGGCAGGCCUGGUGCUGGCAGGAUGAGUGGUACGGGCUGAGCAUCGCGGACAUCCGGCAGCUGGAGCACGAGACACAGCUCAUGCUGGCUCAGAAGAUGGCCGAGUUCAGCUGCAACGACGAGGCAGAGCAGAACGGAGCGAGCACCUCGCCGGCCGACAAGGACCAGGAGGCAAAGGCCAUCGCUGCCUCCGAGGCCGAGGACGUCUCCGGCAGCAUGGGAGACACGCUGCAGAGCCACGGCGAGCUCACCAAGCAGUGGUCCACGUCCUCCAAGUCUUCUCGCUCUUCCAAGAGAGGAGGGAGCCCCUCUCGUCACAGCAUAUCAGAGUGGAGGAUGCAGAGCAUUGCGAGAGACUCAGAGGACAGCUCCGACGAUGAAUUCUUCGAUGCCAUUGAGGACCUAUCUGACAGCGAGGAGAUCUUUUCUGAGAAGAUCACGAAGUGGAAUUCGAAUGACCUCAUAGAUAAGAUUGAGAGCGCGGAGGCUGAUGAGGAGCUGGGAAAUCUGUUUCAGGAUUCAGCUGCUUCCAGUGUGGAGAGACUGAGCGCUAUUGAGAUGCAAAGCUCUGUUAGCAGUGCGAAAGGUAGCUCUGCUAUCCCAACAGUUACAGUGACAGGAGUCUCGUCAGUAAGUACAGUAGUAAGAGUAGCCUGCUGUACUAGCAGAUUGUGUUGCUUAGAAAGUGCAACCACUAACCCCCAUAGACUAGUAGUCUGA